AUGUUUGCCGUUCCAGGCUGGUCAGUUUCAGCAUCUGCGCUCAAACCGCAGAGCGAGCCCGUGAAAACCCAGACCCAGACCCAGACCACCGAGUCGCCCAAACCGAAUGCAAACGCCAAAUCGAAGAAGCGCAAGCGGGAUGAUCAGGUCACCAAGAAGAAUGUGGACGCGAUGUACCGCCGUCAUAUUGAAGGCCUGACUGGCCCGGCGAAGCAUGGAAAGCAGAACAACGCCAAAUCUGUGAGGCCUGACAAAAAGCGCAAGAAGGAACAGAAAGACGAUGGUCCCAAACAAGACGCAGACUCCGAAGUGGCUCCUGAAACGGAGCCCACAGGAUCAGAUGCUACCGAAGGCAAAUCCAAGAGGAAGAGGAAGAACAAGAACAAGGGUCCUCAGCAGUCCGAAGGAUCUGCACCGGCUACCGAUUCCGUCCCUCAAACCGAGUCGCUACCAGUAGCGCCUCCGAAGACAGAGGCCAGUCUAACACCUCUUCAACAGUCUAUGCGACAAAAACUGAUUUCUUCUCGCUUCCGCCACUUGAACGAAACUCUCUACACCACCCCGUCGACGAAAGCCCUCGAGCUCUUCACUGCGAGCCCCGAACUCUUCGAAGAAUACCACGCAGGUUUCUCCCGCCAGGUUAAAGAGUCUUGGCCCUCAAACCCUGUCCACGGAUACAUCAGCGCUAUUCGUGCCAGGGCCGCUAUCUCAAAUGCCCCCAGGAAAGGAAACAAACCAGACCAAAAGUCACGGAACCAGGCACUACCGAUACCGAGACGACCCAACGGCACAUGCACCAUUGCCGAUCUAGGCUGUGGUGAUGCUCAGCUCCACCGCACCCUGGCCCCAUCAGCCCAGAAGCUCAAGCUCAAACUCCUCAGCUACGACCUUCACGCCCCCAAAGACUCUCCUAUAACCAAAGCCGACAUUUCCAACCUUCCAGCGGAAGACGGUUCCGUUGACGUUGCAAUCUUUUGUUUGAGUCUUAUGGGCACGAACUGGGUUUCGUUCGUUGAAGAAGCCUGGCGCGUCCUUCGUAGCGACGGCAAGGGUGAAUGCUGGGUCAGCGAGGUGAAAAGCCGCUUCGGCAAAGUCACCCGCAAAAAGGCGCAGAUCGGCGCAAAAAGGACCCUUACCAAGGCCGAGAAGAAGAAGCUCAAGAAGAAGGGCGAUGAUGACGCAGGGUCUGAUGUUGAUGAAGAAGAUAUCUACGCCGAAGAUGCUCGUCCUGCGCAGGAUGACGGGACUGAUAUCUCGGCCUUUAUUGAGGUAUUUAGGACGAGAGGGUUUGUUCUCAAGCCGGAGUCUGUGGAUAAGUCGAACAAGAUGUUUGUCAAAAUGGAGUUUGUGAAACAGGGUGGUGCCCCGACGAAGGGUCCGCAUGCAUCUGCUGCGGCACCUGCAGCUGGUAAGAAGAGGUUCAUUGAGAAGGCUAAGGUUGAAGAGAAGGGAAUGUCGCCAGAGGAAGAGGCCGCUGUGCUGAAACCCUGUGUCUAUAAAAUUCGCUGA
Molecule: messenger RNA, 1509 nt
Organism: Aspergillus calidoustus
Lineage: Eukaryota; Fungi; Ascomycota; Eurotiomycetes; Eurotiales; Aspergillaceae
Source: the annotation of a GenBank genome assembly